GAGAUGAUUUUAACCCGUGUACUUGCAUUUCAUUGCCUUCGUGGGCCUAAUCUGGGCCGCUGAGGGGGUAAUAUUGGUGGGCCAACGGAUUUCUACCUGGCCGGAGAGAUGGGAAACGCCUAUUAAUCGGCUCGUUGCUUCCGAAUGAGAUUUGAAUUGGGCCAGGCCAAUCUCAUCGUCCUGCGUGACAAGGAUGGCCAUACUAUCUGCUGGGAUGCAAAUGGCGGCGAUGGGAGGUCCUUGGAUAAAUAGCUCGUGGAUGCGCAGCUAACUCAGCAGUAUCACUUCGACCGUCAAAGCGAAAGGAUCGUCGCAGGAUGAGUGACUUCAGUAUCGAGUAUAUUUUGAACCGAGCCGGUGACAGAUAUGUGGGCACCAAUGCCUCCUUGGGAGUCCUGCAGCGACUUCGUGCCAGCUUGCCCUUCCAUCCGUACGCCCACCCAGCAUCUUAUUCCUCGAAGGAGUCUGCAGGUUCUCCUCCAGUCUCUGCCGCAGAGGCUCAGAUUCCCGUCUACGACUGGCUGCAGUACACCCGCUACCAUCCGCCCAAGUUGCCCAGGGCCCUCCGCCACAAUGCUCCCGCAAAAAGAACUCCUGGUCGCCUGCCCCGCAUCCCAUUUACUCCGCAGCAGCUGCAGGCCUUGGAAAGUGCCUACAAGGAGUCCAACUACCUAAGCGCGGAGGACGCCAACAAACUAGCGGACUCCUUGGAGCUGACCAACACGCGGGUCAAGAUCUGGUUCCAGAAUCGAAGGGCUCGCGAGCGACGGGAGAAACGCGAAAAGGACGAGAGCUGCGACUCCACCUUCUCAUCGAACGCUUCCAGUCCGGAACCGGAAAUGAUCGUUGUAUCUUGAGCUGGGGAAGGAUAUCCAAAUGGACUGUAACUGUUAGGAAUUUAGUGGCUUUCUGUAAAUAUAAUUCAUAGACCUAACAAUAAAAAUAAGA
Messenger RNA from Drosophila santomea, 948 nucleotides. RefSeq names its product homeobox protein vab-15. The transcript has a single exon. Gene Ontology annotation, biological process: regulation of DNA-templated transcription. The coding region runs from base 318 to 857 and encodes 179 amino acids. Gene Ontology annotation, molecular function: DNA binding; DNA-binding transcription factor activity, RNA polymerase II-specific. The record is from RefSeq and is a predicted model, not a curated record. Lineage: Eukaryota; Metazoa; Arthropoda; Insecta; Diptera; Drosophilidae.